Rotaria sp. Silwood2 is the source of this 3195-nucleotide messenger RNA. Lineage: Eukaryota; Metazoa; Rotifera; Eurotatoria; Philodinida; Philodinidae. The record is from the annotation of a GenBank genome assembly.
AUGCAUUUUCAUUGGGUGUCAGUAGUUUUUAUAUUAUUCUGUUCAAUUAAUAUUUCUUUAUCAGAAGUAGCUCAUUGGAAUUAUGCUGAUAUUGGACCAGAUGUUUGGGAAGAUUCAUAUCCAAUCUGUGCAAGAACGAUUCAAUCGCCAAUCAAUAUUUUAACAGCAUGUACUGUUUAUAAUGAAUUUCCCACUUUUCAAUUUUCACCCGAUACUAAUGUAACACAAAAUUUUACAGUUACAAAUAAUGGGCAUACGAUAACAGCUCUACAAAUCGAUUCAACUGCAUUUCCUCUAACAUUGAGUGGAGGUGGUUUAAAUGGAACAUUUCAAUUUGUUAAUCUUCAUUUUCAUUGGGGCGAAAACUACAAAUCUGGCAGUGAGCACCAAAUAAAUGGUGAAAAAUAUGGUGGUGAAAUACAUUUUGUUUAUUUAAACCCUGCAAAUAAUCUAUAUGCUGUGCUUGGCAUAUUUUUUCAGAGCAUUAAAUCAAAUUCAACUAGUUCUGAAUCAUCUGGACAUACAAGAAAAAAACGUUUAACAAAGAGAGAAAUUAACAGUACUAAUAAUGAGGCAUCAGCUCCAUGGGACAGUUAUCUUGCAACAGCUGAUGACUUAAAUCAUACAAAUGACUCAGUUGUAAUCAGUUUACAAUUAUCAACUUUAAUGAAUACGGAUUUCAGCAAGUUUUAUCGUUAUUCAGGUUCAUUAACAACACCACCAUGUUCUGAAAGUGUUAUUUGGUCUGUAUUUCAAACACCUAUCCAACUUAGAGAUGAUGAAUUAGAAAUUUUUCGAUUAAAUAUUUUUUCUGAAAAUUAUCGUAGUACACAACCAUUAAAUGGACGAACUGUGUAUCGAAGUUUUCAAAAUGAUACAUCACCAUCGGCAUAUCUGUAUACUUGUUGUACACAAACUGGCGGAAAGAAUUCUCGUGGAUCUAUACUAAUAUAUCAUUCUUAUCUUUUUUCUUUUUUCUUUUUACUUUUUUCUUAUUUCUAAUAUAGUUAACAAGACUUAAUAAUCAUAUAGUUUCAUUCAAUGUAGCUAAAUAUGUGUAUUGUAUAUCAAAUGAAUCAUAUAUUUUUUAAGUUCAAUGAUUAAUCUGACGACUUCAUAAAUCAAAAGAAAUAUACUAUCUAAAAAUUAUUUUGCACCAUACAAUGUAAUAUUUUUUCAUGCAAAUUUGUUUUCAACAAAAAUAUUCACGUGUUUUUAUCACAUAAUUGACAAGCAUGAUAAUGACUACUAUUUACCGGGUGGCCCAUAAGUAAGGAAAAGGAAAAAAAGAAAUUGAAUAUCUCUAUUAUGACUUGACCAAACGGGCUCAUUUUUAUAUCAACACUAGAGGUUUAUUCACACUCUAAAUCCAUACGAGCACGGUUAAUGAGAAUCUUUGUAAGUAUCACUAUUGACCCAAACAAAAACAUUUUACUUUUUCAUAGCUUAGAAAAGAAACAAAUAUAUUUGACAAAGGUUCACACUAACUUUGUCCAUAUAGAUUUAGAGUAUGAAUAUGCCUCUAUCUUUAGUCAAAAUAUCAACUCGUUCGCUCGAGCGAUAAUGGAGAUAUUCAAUUUCCUUUCCAGGAAGCUGACUUUUGAGCUACCCUGUACAGUGAAUUUUCCUAUUGUGAAAAGGUAAAAUUUAUUUUAUUAAGGUCACUAAUGAUACUUAACAAAGAUUCUCACCGACCUUGCUCGUAUGAAUUUAGAGUGUCAACAGACUUCUAGCCUUGGUAUAAAAAUGAGCCCGUUUGGUCGAGUCAUAAUAGAGAUAUUCAAUCUCUUUUUUUCCUUUUCCUUACUUAUGGGCCACCUGGUACUUAGUUAGUAAAAUAGAUAAAAUGGUCAGCAGUAAAAUUACCAAUAACUAAUUGUAAAAUGGUCUGUUUAUAUUAAAUAUAAGUAGUAGUACUAAAUAUAAAAUUUAUCAGCAGAAUAAUAAAUUUAAAUAAAUCAAAGAAAAGUUUAAAGAAUAAUUGAAAAAAAAAUUGAAUUAUUGUAUUAGUAAAGCAGAUUUAACUUUUGAUGAUCUACUUCUUUCUCUUUUUUCACCAAUCAAUACUGUCUUUGCUGCUGCUGGUGAUUUUCAACAUUUCAAACGAGUAACCAUAUUUACAAAGUGUUUGCAUAUAUAAUUCUUUAUUAUAUUUAUUCCAACCAGCUUGUCCAAUCUAUUGUAACUCAUGAGCUCACAUAAUAUAUUUUUUCUAAGAAUCAUUUGAAAUACAAAUGAUAUCUUUUAUUGACUUAGUUCAUUGCUACGAUAAAAUCUAUGCUUCUAAAGAUAUUGUUAGUUUUGUAGCUAAUAUUAUUGCAUUAGCUGAGAAUGGAUAUCGUUCGAUUGACUAAUUAUGAAUAAUAUUUAAAGAAAUUGUUAAAAAUCUUGAUAAAACAUGGCGUUCUUGAAACGUUUCAUCGUCUUGAAUUGCUUUAUUGGUUCUUCCAAACUACUUCUUCAUCUGAUAUAUUGCUGUCAUAUUGCGAAGCUUGUAUCAUUUCCGUAGUUAUAAAUACGUUAAAUUUUACAAACACGAAAUAUGUUAUUUUUAUUUAAAAAAUACAAAAUAUUUAUACAUGCGAAUAGAUAAAGACAAUAGCCAGAGAAGAAGCCAAGAAGCUAUUUUCCCAAGGGAGAAACUACUGAUUGAACUCAGCUGAAACUCAAAAUAAAUCACCAAAUUCAGCUAAACUCAUUUUAGAUCACCAAACUCACCCAAACUCAUUUUAAAUCAGAUAAAUCACCCAAACUCAGCUGAAACUCAAAAAUAAAUCAUUUUAAAUGAGAGGUUUGUUUUUGAGAAAGAAUCAUUUUAUUCUCAAGAUACAACCAAAAUUGAUAUUUUUUAUUUAAUUAAUGUUUAAGAUUUUACUAAUUUAUUCAACGGAAUAAAAGAAGGCAUUCUAUUAUACAGUUGUUGAAUACUCUUUUUGUAUCUUAGAACAUAGAAUAUAUUUUUUACUGUUAAAUUAAGUUAGAAAAACAAGUGAGUUGAUUAAAAGGGACAGAUUCUGCGGAUAGUUUUUCUUUCGCACUCGCCCAGAUUGAAAUGAAACAGAGAGAAAGAAAAUUAAAUAUAUGCCCUGCAUCUAACUGAAACAAAAUUAUUGAAAAUACUUUUAUUAUUCUUUAAAUCGAUUAUUUUCAUCUGAACAUUGCUUGACUCUAAGGAGGGAUGGCAUGAGGAGGCCA